AUGUCAAUGGAGGCAGCAGACAGCGAAAAAAUCAGCGAAGAGGCUCAGGAGUUGCUUUUGAGCAGAGAUAAAAGCGGCUCGCUUUUGGACAAUUUUUUGGACGAGAUGCUGGAGUUUGUGUGUGAGAAUGAACCGCGAAUGCGAUGCUUCGUUGCCACUAAGAAGGAUUGCGAUGUGAUGAAGAAAGCCGUUCUUCCACUAUCCUUUAUGUUGCAGUCCGGCGGUGGCGGUUAUGGCUUCAUUUCUGUUGUCAAAAAAGUGAUCGGUGUUUGCUCGCAGCUCUAUCCUUACAUCCUGAAAUGGGCAGCAGGCUCACGCAGUGCCGAAGUUGCUCGUUGUUGGGAAGCUUUUUCCGUAUUAAAAGGCCGCGUUAUGCAGUACAUAGAUUCCGAUAACGAAGGCAUACGUACCCAAGUAAUCAGGUUUCUGGAAGCAGUUAUUCUCGCACAAACACCGCGCAUUCCAGAAAGCAUUAAAGGUCGUGGAGAUCAUAUGUGUUUGAACGAAAUCGGCCGCGACCAUCGUUUCAUUUCCUAUCGGAAAAUGGAAAAUGAGGCAUUGUUAAGUUUCAAUUCGAUGCUCGAUCAUAUCUCAUCGGCACAUAUCACAUCACUGAAUCUACUCACCUGUUUAACCUGCAUCUGUAACAUAGCCCAGCAACGCGCUUUGGAAGCACUGCAUGUCAAUCUUCCGCCGACUCUGGCGACAAAUCAAGUGAAAAGUGUACGGAAGGAACUAAAAAUGCACCUUAUGCGCCUUCUGCGACAUCCUAGUUGUAUGCCUUGUCAACAACGAAUUAUCACGCUGCUGACAGAUUUGGGGGCGGUGCAGUCGGAAGUGCUGCGUGCACUGCCUCCCACCAGUGACUUGCGUAGAAAAACACAGCGAAGCGCUGAUGAUGGUGAUGACGAUCCAGAAGCAAAGAAAACGAAAGUUAGUCAGAGCACCAUUUCUGUCGCGUACUGGUCAGAUCGCAUAUCCGAGAAUGUGUCCAAGCUGUUUUCUUAA
Molecule: messenger RNA, 1008 nt
Organism: Gongylonema pulchrum
Lineage: Eukaryota; Metazoa; Nematoda; Chromadorea; Rhabditida; Gongylonematidae
Source: the annotation of a GenBank genome assembly